This is a messenger RNA of Gaeumannomyces tritici R3-111a-1, 1082 nucleotides long. RefSeq lists its product as hypothetical. The transcript is spliced from 5 exons. The record is from RefSeq and is a predicted model, not a curated record. The coding region runs from base 1 to 1002 and encodes 333 amino acids. Lineage: Eukaryota; Fungi; Ascomycota; Sordariomycetes; Magnaporthales; Magnaporthaceae.
AUGGACUCUGGACUUCGCCCCAACCUGCCACCAACAGCCCCAUCGACCGUUUUGCGCCUUGGUGGGCCUCUCUCGCCUUGGAAUGGCCGCAGCCAGGCCAGUUGGAAAGGGAACGCAAAUCACUCACAGCUCCGCUCUACCCAUCGCCGCGUUCAUCAUGUGACGGGCAGGACGGCCAUGAUCCCCUUUAAGAACACCGAACGGCCUGACCGAGGCAGAGCAGGAGGCACGCUGUCGUGCAUCGUCGAUGGCGGCGCCCCUGGGGUCUACUUCAGGUUCGUUUUCCUACACGGCGCUUCGACCGGCCGCGUCUCGCGGCUCGCCAGCGGGGUACAGCUGGUCCGGGUCGACGUCGUUGACCUGAACGGUAGAUGUCCUCAACACUUUCUUGGUCAGGGUGGCCUUCCUUCCCUGGAGGGCUGCAACAUCAGAUCCCUAUUUUGUGCAUGCGGGAGGAACCCCAGCCCGCCGAGCGGCCAGCUACCGCGCGUACUACUCCUUGGGGACCCUCCUCCCCUAAUCCUCCUACACGCUGUAGCCCGCCGACUUCCAGACGGCGAGCUGCUUGCAGAACCCGGCGUUGGGCAGCACGCGCGGCCUCUUGCCGACGACGAGGGCCCGCGCCUUCUCAAAGCACAGCUCGUGGCCGCCGCCCGGGCGGAUGGCGCCGGGUCCCGCGACCAGGCGCCGGGCUUGAAGGUGAGUAGCGAGAUGCGGGUGGCGAUGCCAUGCCUCCUAUGCGUGUCUGGAUCCUCAGAGCUUUCCACGUUCCCCAGCUCGUACUACUACCUCGCGCGUCUGGUCGAUGAGGGUGGGAGGCUGGAGCUGAUCGAGGUCGAGAUCGAGGACGGACUCACUCACUCAUGGGCCUCAGUCGGCCAGGCCCUCGCCAUGAUGGCCGCUGCGGAGCCGGCGUCUGAGCUGGGGCGGUUCAUCCAGGAGAGAGACAUCUUUCUGCGCAAGGCGGCGGUUGGGGAUGGGCUGGGUUUAGAGGGGAAGUAGAUCGUGUACGAAGACCAGGUAGGAAAUGGAACAGGAAGGGAGACGUCAAGAAAAAAAAGGACACAGAAAAGGUUCCAGAC